AUGGCUCGGAUCUUUAGAGACAGGGGAACCCUAGGGGACUCCAAGCAGGAGACGAACGGCCAGUCCCUGCGGCUCUCGUCCACCGCCGCCAUGACCGCCGCUGAUCUCCCUUCCCCCUACGGCAAACUGGGCUGCGCCCUCCUCGAUCCGGAGCUCCGAGAGACCGCCUACGAGAUCUUCGUUGCCGCCUGCCGCUCCACCGGUGGCAAGCCGCUCACCUUCAUUUCCCAGUCCGAGCGCACACCGCCCUCCGCCGAUCGCUCGCUGUCCUCGCCGGCUUCCUCGUCCUCCUCUUCGUCUCUCCAGCGCUCUCUCACCUCGACGGCGGCCAGUAAGAUGAAGAAGGCCCUCGGGAUCAAGUCCUCCAAGAAGAGCCCCGGCAAGGAAAGCAGUCCGUCCAAGGGCUCCAAGCGCCCGGCUACCGUCGGCGAGCUGAUGAGGGUCCAGAUGGGGAUCUCCGAGCAAGCAGACACCCGGAUCCGGCGGGGACUGCUCCGGGCUGCUGCGAGUCAGCUUGGGAGACGCAUGGAGUCCAUGGUUUUGCCACUGGAGUUAUUGCAGCAGUUCAAGGUCACGGACUUUCCUGAUCAACUAGAACAUGAAAGCUGGCAGCUUAGGAACUUAAAGAUUCUUGAGGCUGGAUUACUCUUACACCCUUUUCGUCCAUUAGAAAAAUCAGAUGUUUCAGCACAGCGGUUAAGACAAAUCAUACGUGGAGCUUCAGAGAGACCACUUGAAACAGGAAGAAAUUCAGAGUCAAUGCAGGUUCUACGCAGUGCUGUAAUGGCCCUUGCAUGCAAAGGUUCUGAUGGAUCUGCUUCAGAUACAUGCCAUUGGGCAGAUGGUUUUCCACUGAAUCUCCAUCUGUACCAAAUGCUGCUCGAAGCUUGUUUUGGUAACAGCGAGGAAGGAUCAAUAAUUGAUGAAAUUGAUGAGGUUCUAGAAUUGAUAAAGAAGACUUGGACUAUCCUAGGGAUAAAUCAGAUGCAUCACAAUCUUUGCUUUACUUGGUCUUUAUUUCACCGUUUUGUUACAACUGGUCAAGUUGACAUUGAUCUACUGUUUGCAGCUGAUAAUCAGUUAGCUGAAGUUGAUAAGGAUGCCAAAGAACAAAAGAUUCAGCUUAUUCUAAGAUAUUGA
Messenger RNA from Elaeis guineensis (African oil palm), 1140 nucleotides. The record is from RefSeq and is a predicted model, not a curated record. NCBI's taxonomy places the organism in Eukaryota, Viridiplantae, Streptophyta, Magnoliopsida, Arecales, Arecaceae.